Molecule: messenger RNA, 5454 nt
Organism: Anopheles marshallii
Lineage: Eukaryota; Metazoa; Arthropoda; Insecta; Diptera; Culicidae
Gene: form3
Exons: 12
Coding region: 1-5454 (1817 amino acids)
Biological process (GO): cellular component organization
Molecular function (GO): actin binding
Source: RefSeq, a predicted model, not a curated record
AUGGAUGCCCGCAUCGGAUUGGAGUACAUCAUCGAGAACAACGACUACGUGAACAAGCUGGGACUCGCACUGGACACCAACAAUGUCACGGUUAAGAAGCAAAUCUUCGAGCUCCUGUCGACGCUUUGUGCGUUCAGUGCAAACGGGUACAAGCGUGCCAUCGAAACGCUGGAACACUACAAGAGCAUUAAGGGUGAACGGUAUCGGCUGAAUCUGGUCGUGUCGGAGCUAGACAAGGCGACUGCGGUCGAGUACCAGAUAGCGCUGCUGGCGUUCGUCAACUGCGUGAUCAUAUCAGCCGGGUCACUCAAGGAUCGGAUACGAAUGCGCAACGAAUUUAUCGGAUUAAACCUCAUACCAGUAUUAAAUAAUUUAAGGCGCACGGCCAGCAGCGUUCCGGACGUUGCCUCCCAGUUGGAGGUGUACGACGAGCAGCAAGAAUGCGACCUAUCCCAGAGCCUCCAAGUGCCGGACGGGAUCGAUCUGAACUCGCAUCUUGAUGUCUUCAAUGCCAUCCUAGCACAGAUCGCCGGCACACCGCAAGCUACGCCAUUUCUAAGCAUACUCCAGCACCUGCUGCAGAUUGACCCGAAGGAGCAGAUCAGUGACAUCGUCUGGGAUACGGCCGAAACGCUCGUACACCGGGCCACACUGCUGGAGGACAAGGAAGCAUCUGCCCGGCUGCUGAGGGCACCCAGCGUCCAGAAGUUCUUCACCUGCCCACACUGCCGGGGCGAUCUGAGCGGGGGCCCUGCACGGCGACCUUCCAUCGGCAGUUCGCUGCAGCCCUCGCCAAGCACAACCUUCAACCCGCCACCGCCUCAGUGUGCCGCGGCACCACCGCCACCCCCACCGCCCGGCAGUGGGUGUGCUCCACCUCCGCCUCCUCCACCACCUCUUGCCGGUGGUCGAGCACCACCGCCGCCGCCUCCGCCGAUGGCUGGUGGACCGCCGCCACCUGCACCACCGGCACCGCCGGCACCCAACUUACUCUCCGUGCAGGCCAACUCCAAUGGUCCACUGGCCCGUUCGAAGACACCGGACGAGCAGAUCGUAAUCGUGAAACCGCUACCGCAACAGGAAACGCCAGUGCCACGCGCCAAGAUGAAGACCAUCAACUGGAACAAGAUACCGCCACAAAGGGUGCUCGGCAAGCAGAACAUAUGGUCGAUUGUGGCCGAUUCGCACCAGGAUAGCCCAAUGGCCGAUCUGAACUGGGACGAGAUGGAAGGACUGUUCUGCUUGCAGACGCAAACGCAAGGCUCGCCGAAACUUGGUCAGCGAUCGGGAGCCUCCGGCGGUGAUGGCAGCAACGGUACGGACACACCGGAUGCACGCAAAUCACGGAAGGAAAACGAAAUCACCCUGUUGGAUGGGAAGCGGAGCCUGAACGUUAACAUCUUCCUGAAGCAGUUCCGUACCACGAACGAGGACAUCAUACAGCUCAUACGGAACGGUGAGCACGAGGACAUCGGGGCGGAGAAACUCCGCGGACUGCUCAAGCUGCUGCCCGAGGUGGACGAGCUCGAGAUGCUGCGAGCCUUCGAUGGUGACAACAAUAGGCUGGGCAAUGCGGAGAAGUUUCUGCUUCAGCUGGUACAAGUGCCUAAUUACAAAUUGCGAAUCGAAAGCAUGUUGCUGAAGGAAGAGUUUAAGGCGAACCUGAUGUACUUGGAGCCAAACAUACACGCUAUGCUGUUUGCUGGUGAAGAUCUGAUGAACAACAAACCACUCCAGGAGGUACUGUACAUGGUUGUGGUGGCCGGUAACUUUCUCAACUCGGGCGGAUACGCGGGUAAUGCGGCGGGCGUGAAGUUAUCGUCGCUGCAGAAACUCACCGAUAUCCGUGCGAAUAAGCCGGGCAUGAACCUGAUACACUUUGUGGCGCUGCAAGCGGAGAAGAAAAAUGCCUCGCUGUUGGAAUUCCCCGGUCAGCUAACGAUGCUGGAAAAUGCGACGAAAACCACUGUCGAGCAGAUAAGCAACGAAGUGAACGCGAUCGACAAUCGCAUCAAAAAGAUCAAGAAGCAGAUCGAGCUGCCGAAGACGGAGGAAGAUAUCAAGUUCCAGAUGGAAGAAUUUCUUUGCGCAGCAGAACAGGACGUAAUAAUGCUACAGCGGGCACUGAAGCAGUUGGAAGCGAUGCGCCUUCAGUUGGCCGAGUUCUUCUGCGAGGAUAUGGGCACGUUUAAGAUGGAAGAAUGUUUCAAGAUUUUCCACACCUUCAGCGAAAAGUUCCAGCAUGCUGUGAAGGACAAUGAAAAGCGUCGAGUGCAGGAAGAACAGGCCAUGCUGCGUAGGAAGCAACGGGAAGAAACACUUAGGAGAAGGCAAUCUAAUCAACCCGGAACACCGGUGUCGGAUUCGGAGGGUAGCCUACUGUUGGAUGCAUCGCAGUACGAUCUGCGCUACAGCCCGGCCAUGUCCCGCCGUCGUUUGGGCUCAUUCAACAGUAACGGAGAUGCACUACUGAUGCGGGAUGAGUGUGCGUCCCCGGAUAUUACGCCCAACGGUAGCCUAAGGCGACGCCGCAGUCGAGUGCUUUCGGAGGAAGAUGAAGGUAAUCUCAUGGACUUUUUGCGCUCGUCCGGUCACGAGAGCAGUAAUCGGGAGCGAAAAUCCGCUGCCUAUGGUAGUCUGGAUCGAUCCUGGGCCCGCCGGGCCCGUUCGGGCAGUGGCAGCAAGAAGCGUCCUGAUCUGCUGAACGUUCAGUUCGGUGCGGAUCGUGAACGACCCAGCUCACCAUCGCCACUGACCGAAUCAAAGCCGCUCGCGGUGGAAGAACACAAACCGAGAAUUUCCAGGGAAUGGCGACAGAAGAUCGAAUCCUGGCUGCAGGCGAACGAGCAGGACGAGCGACACAAUGACGAUUACAAGAAGAAGCUGAAACGGGUCGCCGCUAACCGGCGCUCUUACGAAACCGACAACGAAAGCGAUCGUGGCAGCAAGCUGGAUCCGCUACCGGAGGAGAAACCACCGACCGUGACCUCACCCGAGCCACCCAACGUGCCCAGAAUAGUGGCUCCAGCUGCGCAGGGACAGGCGUCAGCCGCAUCACCAUCACCGUCGGAACAGCAGCUGUUCGGUGGACCGAUGACGUACAAACGGGUCUAUCCAAAUUGGCGUUCGGCGACGUCACUCGAGCAGACGGAUGUCGUUGGUGCGAUAGAGGCCUUGACAGGUGCGGCCUCACCGGAUGCGGAUAAGUCACCUUGGCGCAAAUCGGCCCUCAACACGGCAAACAGUGCGGACAGUGACGAUCUGUCGAAUCAGCGCUACCGUCGACAGCGCUCCCGCGAGGGAGCUAAUCCGAGUUCCAAUCUGCAGUCAAUCCUCGAGGAAGACAAGCGUAAAAACAUUAUUCAAUCGUUGGGCGAGCGGCCACCAUCGGAUCGGCUACAGAUCUAUAUCCGCCGUGGAUCGGAUAACCCCCCGGUAAUAUCGUCGGAAAAUUCGCCCACUUCCGCCACCGGUGUUAAGAGUACCGGCGCAAGAGAUACCAACGGAGAAGAGCACAAGCAGUCCAUCUACAUCCGGCAGCAAGUUGGCAGUGACAAGCAACCCAACGCUGCCGGGACACCUUCGACGAUAACGUCCAGCACGACCAGUACAAUAUCCGGCUCGGAACUGGUCGGAGUAGCUGGAGGAGAUACGACGUCAUCUCCGUCCUCUGGUGCCGUGGCUCCACCACCCCGUCGUACUCGGCGUGCCCAUCACGUGUACGACGAGUCAACUAACAACAAGAUUGAGAUAGAUUCGGACAAUAUCGAAACACCUCCUUCGAUCCGCCGUAAUGUGGGAGGUAUUGGCGGAACUGGUGGUACGGGUGUUUCCUCUGCCGGUGGAGGUGCCUGCCGACGAUUACAUCACCAGAGCCAGAGCGAUUCCAAGGAUUCGCAUUCGCUGCUAGCAAACGAUUCUGGCAAGGGUUCAUCGGCGGCCGACAGUACCGGUGCGGAGGUGCUUGGCGACGGACAGUUCGAUCGGUUCUCGUCGGCAAGACGCACGCGUCGUUUCAAGCGUCCGGUCGAUCUGGGAGCAUCCGGGGCGGGCAGCGGCAAUGAGACUACCACUACCACGGCCACCACAGCCUCGCCAUCACCAGACUCCUUGCCAGACAGUGCAGCACAGAGUCCAUUGCUGAAGACCACCAGCAUUACGUCCGCCGGCAACAAGGACAACGUGAAGCACGAGCAGGAACAGCGUUUGAAGCGCUGGCAGGAUAAGCUAAAGUCAUCGACAGAUACCACGAAGACGGGUGGUACGGGCGCGGCUGUGAACGGUCGAGAAUCACCCCGUUCGCAUGCCGAAGCCGUGCUGAAUAGGGCCAGCAAAGUCGGACGCACCAUUAGCCGCAUCAGUCAGGAGGAUGUGCGUGAGGCCAUUCGUAGUCUAAAAUCUCCAACACCCGAACGCACAUGGAGCCCUACGAAGGAUAUCCAUCAGCAACACGCCAAGGGUGCGGCAGUGACUCACGAGCUCAAUGACGAGGGUUUCGAGGAAACUCAGAGUCUCGUCUCAGACACACCUUCGCAAGGCAAGGACAGUGUGUCGUCCUGCAAUGAUUAUGGCUCGGAUACGAAGAGCAAACGUGUCGUGACGGCCUCGCCAGCGCCCGCCACGAAGCUCUCGUCCCACAGCUCAACCGGAAACCUGAAGACAAACCGCAACAGUAGCCCAAGCAUGGCUAGCCUCCUGUUGGUAAAGAAUGGAAGCUCCGGGCUCGAGCGAAGCCGCUCGUUGCGCGGUCCACCUACUGCUGCUAGUUCCCCCGUUAGUAAGAAUCUCCUACCACGUCGGACGGCCUCCAUGCGACGUGGUAUCACGACGUCCUCAACCAGCGUGGAUGGUUCCCCAAGUUUACAUCGGCCGAUCGCACGUCAAACGCAAGACGUCGAGCGGAGCAAUUCCCGCACCAGUCUGCGUUCGUCUCGCUCGUCGCUGAGCAGUGCUGUAUCGACGAAUACUGUCCGUAAGGUGCCUCCUCCGCUGCGUUCCGGACCGAACAACGGCAGCAGUAGCACCUACCCCAAGACUUUCUCUCCGCUCUCUACGAUGGCGACGUCCACGCUAUCGGCAAACAGUUCUCCCUCCAAACGGCCCUUGGCCACCGCUACCUCGAGCAAUAUCGGACAUCGGGGUGCUCCGGCCAGCCGCAGCAGUUCCAGCGGUUCUAGCAUCGGUCCGACGGCGACCAUUGUUCGCAAACCGCCCGCCAAAUCGGCAACGAAGGAGAAUCAACUGCAUUCUUCGUCGGGCGGUCGGUUACCACCGGGUAGCAAGUCGACUAGUAGCGGCAGCCUGGCCGGUUCUGGCACUGGUGGUGGUGUAAGUCCAACGCCGGCCUCGGGACGUCAGUCGGUCGCCGCACAGCAAGCGGCGGUGACCACCCGACGUACCAGUGGGUUCAUGCGUCCAACUACCUCCAGUGCCACCAAAGUGAAGGGCAAAUAG